Eriocheir sinensis (Chinese mitten crab) is the source of this 3661-nucleotide messenger RNA. RefSeq lists its product as uncharacterized. The record is from RefSeq and is a predicted model, not a curated record. The transcript is spliced from 7 exons. NCBI's taxonomy places the organism in Eukaryota, Metazoa, Arthropoda, Malacostraca, Decapoda, Varunidae. Gene Ontology annotation, molecular function: extracellular ligand-gated monoatomic ion channel activity; protein binding; transmembrane signaling receptor activity. Gene Ontology annotation, cellular component: neuron projection; membrane; synapse. Bases 68 to 3562 code for a protein of 1164 amino acids. Gene Ontology annotation, biological process: monoatomic ion transmembrane transport; signal transduction; regulation of membrane potential.
UUUCAUUUCGCCCGUCCGAGUGAAGGCUUUCCCAGGACCCAAGCUGUCCCUCUCAAGCAGCUAUACGAUGAAGCUUUGCCGCCGGUCACUCCUCUUCGUCCUGAUCCCGGUGUUCGCUCUUGCUUCGUUCGGAGCGUGCGGCGAGGAGGUGAAGGUGGGCGCCCAGCUGACCUACCACCUGAUGCCUCAAGGGAUGCCGGACGCCACGACUCGCCUGCAGGUUACGGCGCUGGACCAGGUCAUAGCGAGGCUCCUCCGGCAGGGCAAGGUGGAGCCACGAGCUGUCGAGGGCCUUGUGUUCCCGGAAGCUGGAGGCGGAGGGGGGACAGGGGUAGAAUCGCUGGUUUACCCUCGUGGCUUACCAAGUACCACCACCCCUGGGCUCUCUCCUGAAGGCGACGCAGAACAUGGCACUCCUUACCCAGAUUCUGAUUAUUCCCCUCUCCCUUCUCGUUAUCAGCCCUCCUCCACCCUCACCUCCAGCCCUGCCUCCAGCCUACCACCCAAUCCCUCCAGCACUCCCUUCCCCACCCUCACCUCAAGCCCUGCCUCCAGCCUACCACCCAAUCCCUCCAGCACUCCCUUCCCCACCCUCACCUCAAGCCCUGCCUCCAGCCUACCACCCAAUCCCUCCAGCACUCCCUUCCCCACCCUCACCUCAAGCCCUGCCUCCAGCCUACCACCCAAUCCCUCCAGCACUCCCUUCCCCACCCUCACCUCAAGCCCUGCCUCCAGCCUACCGCCCAAUCCCUCCAGCACUCCCUUCCCCACCCUCACCUCCAACCCUGCCACCAGCCUACUCCCCAACCCUUCCCACACUUUCUCUCCUAACUACAUUAACCCCAACCAACCUGACUCCAUCCCAACCCCAGCCAAAACCUCCUAUCCCUUUAGCCCUUCCCCAACCUUCCCCUUCAGCUCAGUCCACAACCUCUUCUCUAGUCCAGACCCCACUUUUCCCACAGAUCCAGCCUCCACCUUUCCUUCCAGCUCCCCCUCCGGCCAAGCACUCCCCUCCUCCACCUCUCCAUCUAGCCCCUCCACAACCCUCCCCAUCAGUUCAAUCCCCACCUUACCCUCCACCCCCGCCCCCAGCCCCCUCGCCGCCGCUGCGCUGGACUCCUUCACGCUGUGCCUGUGGUUCCGUCUGGCCUACCUAAGGGAGUUCACAGUCAUCCUCAGUUACAACACCCACAAAGGACGGGGCGAUUCCCUAACACUUGGGCCGCGGUUCAGCGUCUUCGUCAUGGAGUACAUGGAUCGCAAUAGCUGGAUUGAGCAGUCGAUGGUGGAGCCCCAGCGCUGGCACCUCGCCUGCAUGAUGCGAGACGGACCAGCUCGCCGCGCCUCGCUCUUCCUUGACGGAGCGAGACUCCUCAGCAUGGACGCCACAAAACAACUUCCUCUUAAUGGUACACUUGUGUUGGGCAACGACCAGGACUACCCGGGUGGAGGCUUUAUUGAGGCCCAGAGCGCUCCUGGCUCAGUGACGGGUCUGUACCUGUGGCCGAGGAUACUCUCACGCACAGAAAUACUCGCUGUUGGAAACUGCGACCCACCUGGCGCCGCCCUCCUGCCCUGGGAGGCCACUCCAUGGGACGCGUUUGGAGAUGUACAGAAACAGUAUAAGAGUCCUUGCCACGAGAGAGGCUCAUACACGCACUUUUUGCUGCCUAUUAAAGUGACUCACGGAAUGGCCCAUUGGAUGUGCCAGGGUCACGGCCUGACGCUGCCAUUCCCCACGUCUGAGGCGGAGAAUCAAAACUUAAUGUCUUACAUCAACACUAAUUUGUCAGCCUGUGCCUCCGCGUACAGUGCUUUUCCGUCGGUGUGGCUAGACGUGACCUACGACGAAGCCAAGCAGCGGUGGCUCGGCGGCCCUGAGCAGCUUCCCGUCAACUUUACCCGCAUGACGUUUGUCACCAAAACCUCUUUAUUGUCUAACCCUAAUGCAUACAUUACUGAUGAUGGAGAGUGGAUAUCCAUAGAAGCAAAUGGGGAGAGGUGUACAAUGUGUGUGGGCACCUACAGCAGCCAGUCUGUGUACAUCCACGGGUUGUGUCGCUCCGAGGGCACCGUGGAGCAAUACACCACUCUCUACCCUCGUACUGAUGAUCGAGGAGUCUACUACCUUCGGGGAGCCUCGGGUCUCCACCUCCGCUACGACACAGGGAAUCGGUGGGUCAUCCACUACCUGCCCACAAACACCCUCGUGGGUGAGUACGAUGCUGCAGAGUUCUUCUGGGGCCGCAAGGCGUGGAGACUGAAUGGGACAGAGGCGGUGUGUAGACCGCAUCAUCGGCUCUUCGGACGCAACAACUUGACUAUCAGUUGGUGUCGCCCCGGAAGCUUCACCUGCACCUCCGGCCAAUGUGUGGAGCUGAACGACCGCUGUUCUCUUGACUCUGAGUGUGACGACGAAAGCGACGAGGUGGACUGCCAGUUGGUGCACAACCUCGACGACUAUCAGCACCACCUGCCGCCCUACACGCCUCUCCUUCCUCUCAGCUUUAGCAUCACUCUUAGUAAGCUGUGGUCGGUGGACCUGAUGGGGCAGCUGGUGCACGUCACCUUCAAGGUUAACCUGCGGUGGAGGGACCGCCGCCUCGUCUACCACAACUUACGGGACAAUCCUAGUCUUAACGUGGUGCCAGCCACCCACUCCGACUCUCUGUCCCCACAUGUACCCUCGGAAGGGACUGUGUGGCAUCCACAAGUUCAGGUGCGGGACGAGGAGCGGCUGGCGGGGGUGGUGGAGCCGCGAGCUCGCCUGGUUGUCAGGAAAAUGACAUCCGGUCGGGACAUCUUCACGGACCUGGAAUACUCGGGCGCCGGUAACGACUUGGAAUACUCUUUGGAGUUUGAGUCUAACGUGCACUGCGAGCUCAACCUGGAGAUGUACCCCUUUGACUCCCAGCUGUGCUCCAUCACGGCCUCCGUCACCAACGUGCUGAGCCAGGUCGUGCAGUAUCCCUCGCCCGCCGGCCAGACCCACCCCGCCCUGCCGCCACAUGCCGAGUUCAUCAUCACGUCCCCGACCCUUAGGCUGAAGAACGGAAGCACCACGGCUCGACUCUCCUUCUGCCUCCACCGCCGCCCUGCCCACCACCUCUUCUCCACCUACCUCCCCACCAUCCUCCUCCACCUCAUCGGCUACUCCUCCUUCUUCCUGCGGCUCGACAGCUUCCAGGACCGCAGCGUCAUGAGUCUCACCACCCUCCUCGCCCUCCUCGCCCUCUACUCCGAGUCCCUGGCCGCCCUUCCCAGCACGUCCUACCUCAAACACGUCGACAUUUGGUUCAUCUUCAGCAUCGCCUUCCUCACCGCCGUCGUCAUCGUGCAUAUUGUUGUCGAAAACCCUCGCAAUCACAAGACUCCCCUCAUGUUCCUCCCCAAAGACCCCAUGGUCCCCCCUGACUCGCUGUGGCAGAGGCUACGUGAGGACUGGCGUAAAAGGAGCACCAACUGGAAGAUCAUGGCCGGAGCGAAGGUGGGCAUGGGAGUGACUUACGUGGUGUUCCAGUGCGUGUAUUGGGGUCAUGUGCUGCGGAUGAAGGGGUAGAUAAAAUGGGAAGGGGUGAAGGGCAAGUAUAGAAAUGGUGGUUCGUGAAUGCAUAUACUGCUACUACUACUACUACUACCACUACUAUUGUACCUACUA